Lagenorhynchus albirostris (white-beaked dolphin) is the source of this 1868-nucleotide messenger RNA. It is a transcript of the gene NUBP2, whose product is annotated as NUBP iron-sulfur cluster assembly factor 2, cytosolic. The record is from RefSeq and is a predicted model, not a curated record. Gene Ontology annotation, biological process: iron-sulfur cluster assembly. Gene Ontology annotation, cellular component: cytosol. The transcript is spliced from 7 exons. Bases 248 to 1405 code for a protein of 385 amino acids. Gene Ontology annotation, molecular function: 4 iron, 4 sulfur cluster binding; ATP binding; ATP-dependent FeS chaperone activity. Lineage: Eukaryota; Metazoa; Chordata; Mammalia; Artiodactyla; Delphinidae.
UCGAGCCGGGCGGGGCGGCCGGGCCCGGGAGACCCAGGGAGGCGCGGACGCGGCCCGCCGCUCACCUGCAGCCGCCCUGCGCCGCUGCGCUCAACCCGGCCUGCUGUGCCCUACUUUCCGCUCCGGAGCUAGACGUAAACAAUCCCCGCCCUCGCGGCCCGCCCCCUGCGCCGCAUUGGCCCCGCAGCGUGCGCGGCUCGGGGCUACGGCGGAGGGGCGGUCCUCGUGGCACACGCCUCUUGCUGAGAUGCUGCUGGAUCUGUCAAUCCUGACCCGACGUCCCCAUUGGCCACAUCUCAAGCGGUCGGAGACAAGGCCCGCACGCCCAUUGGACGCGGGGCGAGGAAAAGAAGCGGCCUCACGCUGGGGCGUUGACACGGAAGUGGGUCCAGGUCCUGUACGUCGUCUGCGCCGGAACUUUCGUAAACCCCUCGUGCGAUCUGAUUGGCUGAGGGUAGCGCGAGUGGGCCUAUCAAGAGGAGUCGUGGGGGGGUCGCGCUGCCCAUUGGUCCGAAGGCACUUCACUCAGGCAGGGAGGCGGACUGUGCGAGGAGGAAGUGGCUGGAAGCCGUACGACCACCCGGGUGGGAUGGAGGCGGCAGGAGAGCCUGGAAACCUGGCCGGCGUCCGGCACAUCAUCCUCGUUCUUUCGGGAAAGGGGGGUGUUGGGAAAAGCACCAUCUCCACAGAGCUGGCCCUGGCCCUGCGCCACGCGGGCAAGAAGGUGGGUAUCCUCGACGUGGACCUGUGUGGCCCCAGCAUCCCCCGCAUGCUCCAGGUGCAGGGCAAGGCUGUGCAUCAGUGCGACAGUGGCUGGGUGCCUGUCUUCGUGGACCAGGAGCAGAGCAUCUCCCUCAUGUCUGUGGGCUUCCUGCUAGAGAAGCCGGAUGAGGCAGUGGUGUGGAGAGGCCCCAAGAAGAAUGCACUGAUAAAGCAGUUUGUGUCCGAUGUGGCCUGGGGGCAGCUGGACUACCUGGUUGUGGACACGCCCCCAGGGACCUCUGAUGAGCACAUGGCCGUGGUGGACACCCUGCGCCCCUACAGCCCCCUGGGGGCCCUCGUGGUCACCACGCCCCAGGCAGUGUCCGUGGGGGAUGUGAGGCGGGAGCUGACCUUCUGUAAGAAGGUGGGGUUGCGGGUGAUUGGGGUCGUGGAGAACAUGAGCGGCUUCGUCUGCCCACACUGCGCGGAGUGCACCAACGUCUUCUCCAGGGGAGGCGGCGAAGAGCUGGCCAGACACGCUGGAGUCCCCUUCCUGGGCUCUGUGCCCCUGGACCCCGAGCUCACGCGGAGCCUGGAGGAGGGCCGAGACUUCAUCCGGGGGUUCCCCGAGAGCCCCGCGUUUCCUGCGCUCUCUUGCAUAGCCCAGAAGAUUCUGAAUGAGGCGCCUGUUGGACUCUCCUGACCAAGGCAGUUUGAGUGUCUCCUCUGUGUGCUGUGGGGCUCAUGCUCACAGCCUGGAACAGAGGCGGUGGCACAGUUCCUGAAACCCGUGGCCCUGGGUUGCCGUCACCAUGUGCUCCUCUCCCCGUGGGCCUGCCCUGGACGUUUCGGGUGCUUCAGCAGCAUCUCAGCAUCAGAGCCACUGACAGUCAGUGGUUCCGCCUGGUUGGCCUGUGGCAGGGCCCGGGGAUAGCGUGAGGUCGCGAUGCCGUGGCCUGACCUCCCUGGUGGUGCAGCUCAGUACUCACAUGCCCCAGAUAGACGGGCUGCUCCCGACAGCCAAGUCUCCACGUUGUUCACAAAGCUUGUGUGUCUGGGAGCGCGCUGGGCCUAUAAUCCUGGUGAAGUAGGCAGCAGCACCCAGGAAGGUGUCAAACUUGUAAUUCAGAGGAGCCCAAAAUAAACCCGUCCCACCGCCGUGGUUA